AGACUCCAGAGAGCCGUUCAAAGCCACCCAAUAGUGAGAAUCUCAUUUGAACGCAAACGUGUUCUUCCAACCAGCCACCCAUAUCACCUCCAUCUCUCUCCCUCUGCAAUGAAAAGCUGACUCGAAAGAAGUUGUUGAAAAUGGCGUUUCUUGUGUCAAAUCUCUCUCCCUCUCUGCUUGUUCAAGCCAAAUCAAAAGAAAAGCUCAUCCACCAAACUUCUCUAACAAAACCCACUCCUCCAUGCCCUCCUCUGCUCUCUUCCUUUCCUCUCACCAAACUCGAAACCCCACCCGUUCGCCGUUCGCAGGAUAAGGACCUCCCUAUUCAACAGGAUAAGCAGAAGGACGAUUUCUAUGUUAAUCUCGGCCUUGCUGUGAGGACUCUGAGAGAAGACUUACCUUUAAUCUUCUCCAAGGAACUUAAUUAUGACAUCUACAGAGAUGAUAUAACUUUCAUGGACCCAUUGAACACCUUCACCGGAAUUGAUAAAUAUAAAUUGAUCUUCUGGGCCUUGCGUUUCCAUAGCCGAAUUCUGUUUCGGGAAAUUUCCUUUGAGGUUUAUAGGAUAUGGCAGCCUUCUGAGAAUGUUAUAUUAAUCAGAUGGAACUUGAGGGGUGUUCCCAGGGUUCCAUGGGAGGCAAAGGGUCAAUUUCAGGGGACUUCGAGGUAUAAGUUGGACAGGAAUGGGAAAAUUUAUGAACACAAAGUCGACAAUUUGGCGUUUAAUUUCCCACAGACAUUGAAACCGGCUGCGUCGGUGUUGGAUUUGGUUGCUGCCUGCCCGGCUAGCCCCAAUCCGACAUUCUUAUGGGGGCCAACAGAAGCAUACACAUCAGCGUGGUUGGACUUUUAUCAGGCAGUGAGGGGGACUUUGUAUAGUGAAGGGUAUUUGCUUAUGCAAGAUGGGUUGGUUACAUGUUCAUAACAGCAGGCAUUGAGGAUUCUGGUGACUGAUGGAAUGUUCUGUAUACUUGUUAUCCAGUAUUAUAGAUCUGCUUCAUACAUCUUGUAUCAUAUUCUCGUAUACAGCUCAUUAGCAGUUUAGGUAACGAGCUAAUGUACAUAGGCAGGAAUGUUGGGCAUUCAUGUUCUUGUAUUGUGGGGAAGAUGUAAGAAAGUGGGUGCAUAUUUGUUGAGUUGUUGCAGUUCGGAUGUGCAUUUAUAGGCAUCUUUUGUUAGCACUCAAUGAAGAUCUUUUCUAUAUGAUGUUAAACUUAAAAA
Molecule: messenger RNA, 1222 nt
Organism: Macadamia integrifolia
Lineage: Eukaryota; Viridiplantae; Streptophyta; Magnoliopsida; Proteales; Proteaceae
Exons: 2
Coding region: 141-926 (261 amino acids)
Source: RefSeq, a predicted model, not a curated record